AUGAGUGCACUGGAGGUGGCACAAGAUAAGAUGGCAGACGCACUGCGCGCCAAGAUACUGCACCUGGAGGCUGAGUUUAGAGGCGUUGGGGAUGCACUUCGGAGGGAAAGAUCAAAAAGCUGGAACCUGACAUACCAAUGUCAGGAUCUGCGGGAGGAAGUCUGGAGGCUGACGAUGCAUCUCAGCCAUAGCAUAACCGUCAGUGACUGGGAAGAGGAUCCUUUGGUGCCCAAGACGGCUCGUGAGAGGGCGCUAGAGGAAAAGAUGAGAGAGUUGGAGAAAAGGGUGAGGGAGCUCAAGGACAAGGCAAGGGACAGGGACGUGAAGAUCGGAAAUACCGAAGGAACCGGGAGGGCGAGAUCAAAGUCAAUGGGGUUGUGGACGAUCGGUUACUCCCGAAACCCGAGUCAGGCAGGGAGGGUUCCAGUCCUGCAACCUCUUCGGGUCCCGUGGGCUCGCUCAGAACUCUUCGCUGGCACAAUGCCAUUGGCCAAUGCCAUCCGGCAUCCAGCACGCAAACAAUGA
This is a messenger RNA of Chaetomium fimeti, 525 nucleotides long. RefSeq lists its product as uncharacterized. The record is from RefSeq and is a predicted model, not a curated record. Lineage: Eukaryota; Fungi; Ascomycota; Sordariomycetes; Sordariales; Chaetomiaceae. The coding region runs from base 1 to 525 and encodes 174 amino acids. The transcript has 2 exons.